UCUUGAAUGGGGCUCUUCCCACUCUGCUUGGUUUGCUGUGCAUCCCGUGGGUGUGAGCAGGGCAGUGCUCUGUGGGGGCAGGAGGACCCACAGCAAGCCUGGCCCUGGGGAGCACAGCUAAAAUUCUCCAUUUUUAGUGGGGUUGGAGUGCUGCCAUGCCCACCUGCUGUGUCUGUGUGCAAGGAACCAAGGACCCAGUCCAUCCGUUUUGCUUCCACCCACCAGCAGCGCCUCACGGCCGUCAGAAGGGCCAACCCUUGGCAGCCAGGAGCCUGGGAGCGCAGGCAGGACCCUGCAUGGCACCUCCUGUGCUCCUCCCCCCAAUCUCCCUGGCCGUCGAUCCAUCCCGCACCGAAGCUCUGCGUAACGCUGCGGGUGCUUCGAGCGGUGCUGCAUCCAUCUCUCACUCUGUUUGUCUCCCACCCAGACGCCUGGAUGCCAACCUCAUCUCCGUGGUGCCCGAGGAGAGCUUCGAGGGGCUGCAGUCCCUGCGGCACCUCUGGCUGGACGACAACGCGCUGACGGAGAUCCCGGUCCGAGCUCUGAACCGCCUCCCGGCGCUGCAGGCCAUGACGCUGGCGCUCAACCAGAUCUGGCGCAUCCCCGAUUUCGCCUUCCAGAACCUCAGCAGCCUCGUGGUGCUGUAAGCUUCCUCCAUUUGUUAUCCCUCCCGUCAAGGACAAGGUGUUGUGGCUCCUCUUGCUGGGUUGGCUCACAGCAGCCACAGAGCCCACCCUGCUUGGUGCCAAGUGCCAUUUCUAUCUUCCUUUCCACCGUUUCCCAAGCGGGGCAGCCAAAGAGC
Molecule: messenger RNA, 802 nt
Organism: Phasianus colchicus (ring-necked pheasant)
Lineage: Eukaryota; Metazoa; Chordata; Aves; Galliformes; Phasianidae
Source: RefSeq, a predicted model, not a curated record